Molecule: messenger RNA, 2265 nt
Organism: Adineta steineri
Lineage: Eukaryota; Metazoa; Rotifera; Eurotatoria; Adinetida; Adinetidae
Source: the annotation of a GenBank genome assembly
AUGGAUCCCAAUAGUAAUAAAGCAAAUGCAGCUUCUCCUCCACAACAACAACAAAGACGUUCACUCGUCGAAGGAAUGGCACGUACAGCACCAACGUGUGCUGCUGUUGUCCAAGCAAUAGGUUUUGUUCGUCAGAACGAUACAACUAGUCAAAUUCUUACAUUAUCAUCAUUAAAUAUGACAGAACCAAAACGUACGCCAUCUGAACCGAAACGUACACCAUCGGAACCUAAUCCGAUAGUACGAAGAGAAUCAACUCCAUUUGUUGAAAGACCACAAGGUAUUGAACGACGUGGUGCUCUACGACAAAAAAAUAUUUUUACCGUUAAAAAUCAUCAAUUUAUUCCAAGAUUUUUUAAAACACCAACAUUUUGUUCUCAUUGUCGAGAUUUUAUAUGGGGUUUUGGUAAACAGGGAUUUCAAUGUCAAAUUUGUUCACUUGUUGUUCACAAGCGUUGUCAUGAAUUUAUUAGUUUUGCUUGUCCUGGUGUUGAUAGAGGAGCGGAUUCGGAUGCUCCACGAAAUAAUCAUAAAUUUCAAGUACAUACGUAUACUUCACCAACAUUCUGUGAUCAUUGUGGAUCUCUUUUAUAUGGCAUCAUACAUCAAGGUCUUAAAUGUCAAUGCUGUGAUAUGAAUGUUCAUAAGAAUUGUCAAACAUUUGUACCAGAGUUAUGUGGUCUUGAUCAUACAGAACGUCGAGGUCGAUUACGUAUUAGUGUGAAACAUGAACAAGGAAAUAAAUUACGAAUUGAAAUAGCUGAAGCGAGAAAUUUAAUUCCAAUGGAUCCAAAUGGUUUAAGUGAUCCUUAUGUUAAAAUUAAAUUAAUACCAACUACACCAGGUGUAAAUAUAAGACAAAUACGAAGUAUAUAUAAAACAAAACGAAUAUGUGAAACAUUAAAUCCUAUAUGGAAUGAUACAUUUACUAUUGAUUUAACUGAUGAUGAUAAAGAUAAACGAUUAUUGAUUGCUGUUUGGGAUUGGGAUCGAACAUCGAGAAAUGAUUUUAUGGGUUCACUUUCAUUUGGUGUUGCGGAGUUAUUGAGAGAAUCAGUUGAAGGUUGGUUUAAAUUAUUAAGUCAAGAAGAAGGAUAUUUUUAUGCUGUACCAGUAACGAGUGAAGAAGAUUUUCUCAGAAUGAAAUCAUCUAUUGAAACUCGUAUAUCAACACAAACUUUACCAACAGGAUUGGAUAAUUUAGCAAUAGCUGGUGGUAAAGAAUCAGUAAUACGUUCAUCAUCGAAUACAGAAUCAAUUAAAGAAACAGAUUUUCAUUUCAUCAAAGUACUUGGUAAAGGUUCAUUUGGUAAAGUCGUGCUUGCUGAACGCAAAGGAGUAAUAGAUGAAUUAUAUGCAAUAAAAAUAUUAAAAAAAGAUAUUAUCGUACAAGAUGAUGAUGUCGAAUGUGUUUUAAUUGAAAAACGUGUUUUAUUAUUACAUGAUAAACCAAGAUUUCUUGUUCAACUUCAUUCUUGUUUUCAAUCAGAAGAUCGAUUAUUUUUUGUUAUGGAAUUUGUUAAUGGUGGUGAUCUGAUGUAUCGUAUACAACAUGAAGGAAAAUUUAAAGAACCAGUUGCUUGUUUUUAUGCAGCUGAAAUUGCAAUUGGUCUAUUUUAUUUACAUAGUAAAGGAAUUAUUUAUAGAGAUUUAAAAUUAGAUAAUGUUCUAUUGGAUAAAGAAGGACAUAUUAAAAUAGCUGAUUUUGGAAUGUGUAAAGAUGGAAUUAUUAAUGAAGUUAAAACAUCAACUUUUUGUGGAACACCAGAUUAUAUUGCUCCCGAAAUUAUUUUAUAUCAAAAAUAUGGUAAAAGUGUUGAUUGGUGGGCUUAUGGUGUAUUACUUUUUGAAAUGCUUGCUGGACAACCACCAUUUGAUGGUGAAGAUGAAGACGAACUUUUUAAUGCUAUUACAGAUCGUAGUGUAUCCUAUCCAAAAUCAAUGUCAUUCGAAGCUACAAAUUUUUGUAAAGGGUUAAUGACAAAAAAUCCUCAGAAACGUCUUGGGUGUCAUGCAGCAAAUGGUGAACGUGAAAUAAAGGAGCAUACAUUUUUUCGUCGUAUUGAUUGGCAAAAAAUAGAAGCACGUGAAGUACAACCACCCUUCAAACCAAAAAUAAAAGAUGCUCGUCAAGCGGAAAAUUUCGAUAAAAGCUUUACAAAUUGUCCGUUUAAAAAAACAGCAUGUGAUAAACUUGUUCUUGAUUCAAUUGAUAAAGAUACUUUUCAACAUUUUUCUUGUUAUAAUCCACAUUUUAUUAGAUAA